Messenger RNA from Pelobates cultripes (western spadefoot toad), 267 nucleotides. NCBI's taxonomy places the organism in Eukaryota, Metazoa, Chordata, Amphibia, Anura, Pelobatidae. The record is from the annotation of a GenBank genome assembly.
AUGCCGGUGAAGGUUAUCCCGGCUCCCACAACAUCAGACACCCCUAUGCUGGUUUCCGCUCACUGCAGCAGUAAGAGAACUUCCAAGAUGGCGGAUGCACUAGGCAUGCAAGCAGGCACUACUAAACAGUUCCAGGGGGCUCUCCUUAACUCAGUGGAACGAUUCUUGCUGCGACUUGAUAAAGCUUUCACAUGGUUCCGGACAGAACUAGAGAUUCGCAUGGCGACUACUAAGAGACAACCCCAAGAGGGAGAUGGGAAGUGUUAG